This is a messenger RNA of Durio zibethinus, 1091 nucleotides long. RefSeq lists its product as uncharacterized. Lineage: Eukaryota; Viridiplantae; Streptophyta; Magnoliopsida; Malvales; Malvaceae. The record is from RefSeq and is a predicted model, not a curated record.
AAUAAAACCCGUCUUGUCUGAAAUCUCCAAAGAAAAAUCUCCCCCUUUCUUUCUCUCUCUCUCUCCCUCUCCUCCAUGGCUCUCUCUUCUGUUUCAGUCUUUAGCCAUCCACUCUUCAUCUCCACCACUACUCGCCGCCCUUUAACCACUAAUUUCCACCGCCGUCAUCAUUGUUCCCCUAAUUUUGCUACUUUAAGCUCCUCUUCUGAACCAUCAUCAUCAUCACUUCCGGCAGUAGCAGCAAUUCCUCCUUCAAGUAGUGAAAGUACUUUGUCAUCUAAAACUCAACAUCCAAAACCCUUUAUUGAAUCAUCAAGACCCGAUGAUCCUACCAGCUUUAACUAUGCACUAGCCACUCCUAAUGGUAAUCUCUUCCUUGGUUUUGCUCGUUCCACUGAGUCCAACAUUGAAAAGGCAAUUUUUGACUUCCGCUUCCUGGCACUUCUGGCUAUUGGAGGUUCGUUGGCCGGUUCACUGUUAUGCUUUCUAAAUGGCUGUGUUUACAUAGUUGAUGCUUACAAAAUCUAUUGGACAAGCUGUGUUAAAGGGAUUCACUCAGGGAAGAUGGUUCUUCGAUUGGUUGAAGCAAUUGAUGUUUAUCUUGCUGGGACAGUCAUGUUAAUUUUUGGUAUGGGCUUAUAUGGAUUAUUCAUUAGUAAUGUGAAUCCAAAUGUGCCCGCCGUUGCUGACCGUGCCCUCAAAGGCUCAUCCUUGUUUGGAAUGUUUGCUUUGAAGGAGAGGCCAAAAUGGAUGAAAAUAAGUUCCCUGGAUGAACUAAAAACUAAAGUGGGACAUGUUAUAGUCAUGAUUCUUUUAGUGAAGAUGUUUGAAAGAAGCAAGAUGGUGACAAUAGCCACUGGUAUGGAUCUACUUAGUUAUUCUGUUUGUAUUUUCCUGUCAUCUGCUUCAUUGUACGUCCUUCAUCAUCUUCACAAGCCAGAAUAGAGAUUUCGGAUUCAGAGCUCACAUAAUGUAUUAGUAGCAUUGAUAAAAUUAUAUAUAAUGUAAUUGAUUGUAAUAUUGAAUAUCAAAAGCAGAUAUUCGAAACAACAAAAACGGUGCCCUCAGAACUACCUUAAGGAGAUUAAUGA